AUGACGGAACCGUGUGUUGUUUCCUCAUUCUUUUCGGAACCCAAAACUAACAAACAUAGUAGUACUAUUGCCGAAGAUUUUUUAUUUUAUAUUGAUGAAUUAAAUCAGCAACUAGAUGAUUUUAAAACACCAGCCUCCGUCCAAUGUGUUUAUAAUCCUACUAAAUAUGCUCGAGAAUGUUUCGAAACGUAUGUAAAAAAAUAUUGCAAUACAAAAAAGCGUAUUAUGUACUUUGGUAUGAAUCCAGGACCCUGGGGAAUGUCACAAACUGGAGUUCCAUUUGGUGAAAUUUCUUCAGUCAGAGAUUGGCUGGGUAUAAAAGGCUCUGUUGGCAAACCUCCACUGGAAAUUAAGUCUAGACCAGUUAAUGGAUUUGAUUGUAAAAGAACUGAAGUAAGUGGGAAACGAUUCUGGGGAUUGUUCAAGAACUUAUGUGGAGAACCAAACAAUUUUUUUGAAUCUAGUUUUGUAUAUAAUUAUUUACCAGAACAAUGGAUGAAGAAUAAUGGAUGCAAUUUGACUCCUGGUGAUUUCAAGGCCGCAGAAAUAGAUUCAUUAUAUCACAUAUGUGAUCCAAUAUUCAAAAAAGUUCUCGAACUUUAUGAUGUACACAUCAUAGUGGCGAUUGGAAAAUUUUGCGAAUUACGCGCACAAAAAAUUCUGGACAAGUAUUCAUUUCGAAAUAAAAUACAGGUAAUAUACAUGCCACAUCCAAGUCCAAGAGCUGUAAACAAUAAUAACUGGGACGACAAAGCACUUCACUGUUUAAAACAAAACAAUUUAUUGCACUUUUAUCAAGGAUUUGCUUGAAAUUGUAUCGUUAAAAGAUU
Molecule: messenger RNA, 830 nt
Organism: Bombyx mandarina (wild silkworm)
Lineage: Eukaryota; Metazoa; Arthropoda; Insecta; Lepidoptera; Bombycidae
Gene: Smug
Product: Single-strand-selective monofunctional uracil-DNA glycosylase
Biological process (GO): base-excision repair
Molecular function (GO): oxidized pyrimidine nucleobase lesion DNA N-glycosylase activity; single-strand selective uracil DNA N-glycosylase activity
Source: RefSeq, a predicted model, not a curated record